AUGCAGCCGCCGUCGGGACCGCCGCUGGCCGCCAUAGAUCGGUUUCUCUACGGCCACCAAUUAUUACACAGCUGCGAUGACGUGGACGUGAUCGGAGGGUUCCCGCCGGAUCAAAGUUACUGCGGCGGCGAGUGGCGGCGCGUGGAKGAGGAAGAAGAAGAAGAAGAAAUUAUGUACAGUUGGGGCAGAAGUGGGGCAAAUUGUAAUUAUGAGCUGAUGAUGGAAAAUGAAGGCAAAAUUAUUUCCAAAGGGAAGAAAUUUAAGAAGGGCUCUUCUGCAAAUUUGAUUAAAGGCCAGUGGACUGAGGAAGAAGACAGGAAAUUAAUAAGAUUGGUGAAGCAACAUGGGGUGAGAAAAUGGGCACAGAUAGCCGAGAAGUUGGAGGGAAGAGCCGGGAAGCAAUGCCGCGAGAGAUGGCACAAUCAUUUGCGGCCUGAUAUUAAGAAGGAAAGUUGGAGCGAAGAGGAAGAGAGAAUACUAGUGGAGACUCAUGCAAAGGUUGGGAACCGAUGGGCAGAGAUAGCAAAAAGCAUUCCGGGAAGAACAGAAAACGCCAUAAAAAACCAUUGGAAUGCCACAAAAAGAAGGCAGAAUUCAAGGAGAAAGAACAAACGCCCCAACUCCCAAAAUGGCAAGCCUCACUCUUCUAUUCUUCAAGACUACAUCAAAAGCAAGCAUAACAUUCCCGCUCCAGCCACCGCAACCAUCGUCUCCGACGAUCCUUCGUCCCAUUUCAACCAUUUCUUCCCUGAAUCCUCUGACUCCACCUACAACCUCUCCCCGGCGAUCAUCUCGUCGCCUACGUACGACGACGAGCUUCUCUUCAUGCAGAACUUCUUUUCCAACUCGACCAAUCCACCACCCGCCCACGAUGCGCCAAUGACCGUUGUCGAUAAUCAACCUGCGGCGGAGUUUGUCUCCAUCGACUCCGAACUGAAAAUGGAGAAGCUGAAGGUUGGCGACGAAGUAGAUGAUCUUCAUCGUCGGAGCAACACUGCAACCGGCAGUUGCCAUCUGUAUUCUGACCUAUAUUUGUCAUAUCUUUUGAACGGGGCGGCGAACUCCAGCGACGGCGAUGAGCUUCAGAACAUGAUGGAGAUGGCGGAGAUGGAGGCGGCGGCCGCGGCGGGGAAAGGCCAAUGGCAGAGCUCUCAAGAAGGGAAAAGGGAACUGGAUUUGAUAGAAAUGCUGUCUUUCCAUUGUUACUCUUGA
Molecule: messenger RNA, 1212 nt
Organism: Momordica charantia (bitter melon)
Lineage: Eukaryota; Viridiplantae; Streptophyta; Magnoliopsida; Cucurbitales; Cucurbitaceae
Product: transcription factor MYB119-like
Biological process (GO): regulation of DNA-templated transcription
Cellular component (GO): nucleus
Molecular function (GO): RNA polymerase II cis-regulatory region sequence-specific DNA binding; DNA-binding transcription factor activity, RNA polymerase II-specific
Source: RefSeq, a predicted model, not a curated record